Molecule: messenger RNA, 1032 nt
Organism: Coccidioides posadasii C735 delta SOWgp
Lineage: Eukaryota; Fungi; Ascomycota; Eurotiomycetes; Onygenales; Onygenaceae
Source: RefSeq, a predicted model, not a curated record
AUGGGCCUUCGCUCGCGCCUUCAAGCACGAUUCAUGGGGUGGCGUCACAACACUCCCUUGCCGAAGUUGGAUGAAAAAGAUACCGCAGUGAUUUUUCAGUCCUGGCAUGAAUUCGACUCAUCUUCCAGCCGAUGGAUCCAGCUUAGCGCUAAGAAGAGCACUGCCGGACCGUACUCGAACCAGUCAGCUCAAGAUAUCCCUCUGGCGCUUGUUACUUGGAAUAUCAAUGGCACAGACCUGGCUCCAGACAUCCGUACAUCCGCCAUUAUCACGCAUAUUCGGGAUAUGCGUCCGGUCAUGGAUGUUAUAUUCCUCCAGGAGGUCACUCGGACUACUCUUUCAGUUCUAUUAGCGAUGCCCUGGGUUCGUGAGCAAUGGUAUUCUAGCGAAGCUGACGCGACCAGCUGGGGUCACCAGUCGAUCUCGACGAUGAUGCUCCUCUCGAAAUCACGCUUCCACGGCCUAAAACGUACUCCUGAGAGGGCAGCGCUUGGUGCGGUUUGGAGAGUCCCUUUCCCCAGCCAUUUUGGGAGGGACGCUCUUUGCUGUGACAUCUUCUUGCCAAUUUGCAACCCGAGCGAAUGUAAGAAGUCGGUCCCCGGAUCACAUGCUCGCAUUCGUCUCGUCAACGUUCACCUCGACUCCCUCGCGAUUCAGCCUUCCUAUCGGCCUCGCCAGCUAUCCAUCAUUGCCUCUUACCUUCGCGCAACCGGCCGUGGUCUUGUAGCUGGUGACUUCAACCCGGUGCUUCCAGAAGAUGAUUCGAUCAUUAAUGAAAACAACCUUGUGGACAUGUGGACCGAACUCCACCCUAAUGACCCUGGUUUCACCUGGGGCAUCGACGGUAAGCAGGCAUACCCGGCGAACCGGCUCGACAAGGUUGCCAAACUCGGAUUGAAAACCCACGAAAUCGAGGUGAUACCACCAGGAACUUGCACAUACGCAUAUGCAGCCGAGAACCGACCUGAAGAACGGGAGCACAAGUGGAGCGAUCACUGUGGCCUUAAGUGUUCUUUCGGAUUAGGCGACUAA